GUAACACAUUUUCCUUCAUUUUUGUGCUAAUAGAGAAGUAGAGAUUUAUAAUUGGUCCCUUUGGUGACCUAGCAGUGCUUAUAUUACUUAGGCAAUUGUUUUUAUGUGGAGCCAGCAAAAAAAAAAAAAAAAAAAGAAUUUUUUGUUUUGUUUUGUUUCUGGCUCCUGUAAUGCAAUGCCAGCCACCCAGAAGGCAUGUGCUACGCUUUUCUUCAGGGUCUCUAAGACGCUCCAGGACACAUGGACCAGACUGUCAUUAUCUCUCUAGCUACUAGCCCCGGGAUCUCAGCUAGGUGACCCAGGGGCUAUUCCCGGGUUUGUUCUUUUUGAUUCCCGUGUUGUUGCAGAAGCGCUUGCUGGCUCUGAUGUUGUGAGAGUGGUAGCUGGGGAGGUGGGAAGAUGGUGAAAGCGCAUUACCAACCGCGGAGAACGGGUGAUAGAACACGGGGUUGGAACAGGAAGGUGCGAUGGAAAUAUUGGUGGGCCGGGAGGUGGGAGAGGCUUGUCCUUGCCACCAGAAGGGCUAUGUCUAGUCGUAACACUGUGGAGUGGGACGAGGGUGAGCACCUGCGUUUUGCAUUAUCUUUGUCACAGUGAGAGAUGGGCUGUGGGCUCACAGGGAGCGUGAGAGGACCCAUAGCGCACACAAAUCAGAAAAUGAGGCGCUUUAAACAGGGAUUUGCCUGCUCCUGUAUGUGCCCUGGGUUUAAGAGGACGCAUGUCUGCAGAGGGGUGUACAUUCCUGAUGGGAAGCUUUAGUGCUGGAGACUACAGACCACGGCCUUCCCAGUCAAAAACUUCUUGUGGGAUCCUGCUUGCUAGUGGAUGAAGAACAAAUGCUGCGUAGCAUUCAAGGCUCUCUAGGUGACAGCAGCAUUUUAGAUCUUCCUCUGCAAGGGUUCCAGGUAGAAGCUGUUCAUUCCAAUCAGCCUGCUCCGCCCUGUGAUUUUCCAUCUUCUUCCAUUUCUCUGUAUACAACCCCAUCUUGCAAAGCUCAGAUCAAGUCCCCUUUCUUCUAAGAAGCCCUCCCUGACCACACACUUCCUGUGAACUCUGACAGACAGUAGUGUGGGCUCACCUUCAGUCCCACGCUGCCCUAAAUCUUUGAGCUGUUGUAUGUGCUGUGCCUUUGCUGUUGGGCUCAGACAAGGGACGGCCAGCCUCUGUUCUCUCCCAGCCCUGCCAAUGGUUUGUGUGACCUGGGGAGAGUAUUGCUUUAUCUCUCUGAGCCUCAGUUUCUUUACCUGUAAAAUAAUGAUAAUUGUUCCAAACUCAGGGUCAUUAGGAUUUUUUGAUAAAAUACAUACAUUUAGAGCAGUACCCAGCAGAUUAUAAAUGCUCAAUAAAUGUUAGCCAUUGUUAUAACAUGGUGAUGAUGUCUUUAUUCAGCAAAUAUUCAGGAAACAUCUUUUAGGUACUUGGGGGGGAGACCCAUAAAUAAACAAAGGGAAAAUGUUGCAUUCAUUGAACUUAUAUUUUAGUGGAGGAAACAGAUGAUAAGCAAAAUAUAUGUUACUUUUUUAUGGUGAUGACUGCUAUGGAGAAAAAUAUAGCAGGGUGAAGAUAGGAAGGAUAGAGGAGGUCACUUUUAAAUGUAGGGUGGUUUAAAAAGGGCUUUAUUUUGAGAAAGUGACAUGCUUGUAUAAUUAUUAUUAUGAUCACUCCUCAGGGAGACAUUAUAGCAGGUGACUGUAUAAUUUAUUAUUUAAGCCAGGACACUUCUGAAAGUCAAAGAGGUACUAUGAAUAAUUGUACCAGGACGUGGUUGUAAAUCAGUCCUGUCUAGGGCAAAUUGAGAUGCAUUUGUAGUUACAAUUGGUCAUGCCAAGUCUCUGUAAGUAUAUGAGAUAGUAUGGUGUCAGGCAGACCUAAAUGCAAAUUCUAGGUUCUGCUGUGAGAUCUUGGUCAAAUCAUUUAACCUGAUUGCAUUUCAGUUUUCUCAUCUGUUAUGCAUACCUAGUAGGAAUUUUGUGAGAAUUAAAUGAGAUAAUUAAAGUAAAGCACUCAGUGUAGGACCUGACACCUCAUAAACAGUCUGCAAAAAUUCAUUACCAUCAUCAGCAGAUCAAGGGCAAGAAUUGUUCUUUUUCACAUCUCCCACUGUGCCUGGGAAGAGUUUUCGGAUAUGCAAGGUGGAUGGAUGUUAGGUUUGGAAACUUGGCUGAGCCGUGGACUUGGAAGAGAGGUAGACUUGAUCUGCCAAGUAGUUGGCUCCAUCCAUUCUCACAGAACAUAAGACAUACAUAGAGUUUGAAUGUUGGAUUCAUGUACCUGUCAGGAGACUGUGCUGGGGCAGUCACAGGAAGAGUUUGGACAGUAGAGUCCAGGACUAAGAAUCUUCAGAUGUUAGCUCAGGAAGAGGCCCCAUGACAAGUGGCCCCCACAAUCCACCUCCCAAUGGAGGAAAGAGAGACCCAGGGCGCUGAAAUGACCUUCCCAAAGCUCGUGGCCUGCAGCCUGUUUCAGUGCAUCUGCCCUUACCCAUCCUGCAAAUUGGUGUAGCAAAGAUGAUAAAGAGUGAGGAGAGAGCGCUUAGAAUUCCACCUGGAAAAGCCAUGUUUCUUUGGAAAUGGGCCACAGAUGACGUAACCCUGCCAUAUCCCAUUACCCGGUACUUGGCUAAUCUUUGUACGAAACUUGUUUUGGUGAAACUUGAGCCUGGAGAAGCCAACUCAAGUAUAUUACUUUCUCACUGUUGAAUGCCUCUAGACUUGGGAUAACAUUUAAUCUAAAGAGUAAGGUGAUAUUUCCUGAGAUAGCAAUGAGUUCAUGUUUUGAAAUUAAGUGAACUGAGUUUAUUGCGUUGGUUAGCUUUUUUUAAAAAGUACUAACUGCAGUAGUAAAUGUUCUCUCCACAAAGUAAUGUCUGGCCAGUGUAUGGGGAGGAAUGGGGAGAAUUAGACAGGGCAGUUUUCAGUCCUUAGAAGUUGCCUCACUGCCUCUCUUGUUAGGUACUAUUCCAGAUUGAACUACAUUUUCAUUUAAGGGGGCCCUAAUUUGAAUAACUAGAUUUCCAACCUAGGACGGCUUGGGGACAAAUAGGUUUGUUUUAUGUUAUGUUUCCUGAAUAUGUGCUACCUGCUGUCUGUCCUUUCUCCUUCCCAAGGUACUUAGCACUCAGUAAAGGAUGACUGCGCACCUCCAUUACACCAGGAGGGGAAAGAAGACUUCUAUUCAUGGAACUUCUUGGAUAGCAAGCUGAUUGAAAAAGAAAAAGAAACAAUGUUAGGAAUUUGAAGCUUGAUGCAUUGUCUUUUUCACUUAAUCUCCAGAAGUGUUCUUGAUUAUAAGAAUGUGGGGAUUGAUGUACGAUUGAAGUAGACUUCUUCAAGAAGUCAACUGGAAUUUCAGUGCUGUUUAUAUUGUAGUUCCCGGAUGUUUCAGCUGCUAAGCUUUAUUGCUUAUGGCUACACAGCAGCAGUUGUGGAGAAAGACUCCUCUUUCCCAUGCCACCACCCUGCUCCCAGCUUACCUUGACCCUCCACAGAUGCCCUGCUAAAGUUUAAGCCCUGGGAGGACAGCACUUAAGUCUCCAUCAUCUUUGUAUCCUCCAAAACAACACACCACCUGGCAUACACUACAGUAAGUGUCCAGUUAAUGCAGCAGCUAUACAGUCACCAUUUUGAUUUUCAACAUAAUGCAGAGUUGAAUCACGAAAAAUGUAGGGUUGAUUUUUCCAAGGUUAAUGAGAUAACUAGAGUGAAUCCAAGCAGUGGCUGGCGGGGAUUCCUGGGUUCUCUCUGUCCGUUCCAAAUCUCUUGGUCCUGGCUGCAGUUUGGUUCCUUCCCAUCAGGGGUCUACUCCAUAUUCAAUGUUGGCUGGGUGUUUCCAGGUUCUGUAGUUGCUUGGGAUGCCCUAGACAGUGGCAGUUAUUCUGGAACUUUUCUAGUAUGCUGGCUCCUGGGUGGCUUCCCAGGCAGAUUGAGCACAGGGAACAGGAGGGAUGUGGAGAUCCACCUUGUAUCUGUCUUUUGCAUGCCUUCCCCGCCCUCCCUUCCAUCUGCCUUCUUAUAGAGGCAUGCACAGAAGAUGAGAUCUUUACCUACCCUCGCUGGGGAAUGAAUGGGGGCCUGGACUGAGAUCUGGAGGAACCUACCAGGCCCUUUCCAUCAGAAUUCAGGUUACCACGAGACCCAGUUAUCUCAGGGUUUUACUGCCUGCCCCAGGCUGGGAGUUGGUGGGUCUGGGUCUCUGUGAGAAAUCAGAGAAUCAGGAGGGAGCAGCAGGGAGGAGAGGCAGGGGAACAGGACAGAAUGGAUUGGUUUUGGCAGUACCAUGUUGGAGGUUAUUUAUAUCAUUUUCAAGUUGUAUUGAAUACUUAUCUAAUCUGUGGUCCAAACUGUGCAAAGGAGGAUGAGAAUCCAACAUAAACAACGACUAUGCCCCCAUCCCUCCUCCCUUCCUGUGGACAAAGUCCAGUGGCCUCUAUUAACCCAGUUAAGCACCUUUUCACUCUCCAAGUCCAGGACAUCUGAUGAACUAUGAAGAACAUGAAUUAGAACUGAGUCCAAAGGAAGGCUGCCUGCUUUUUAUCCCUUGAAUUGGCCCACAGGGUCAACCUAACAUGUCUGACCACCUGGACUCCCAGGUAGAGAGAAAGCCAGAGGUGCCUGUGCCCUAGAACUAAAAGAGAUUGCAUAGAGCUUCAUUUUUGCCCUUAACACAGUCACCCCACCCACUGGUGAGCUGGGGCCCCGUAAGAGUGCUGAUCUGUGCCAGGUCAGGUUGCACCCGGCUUCUCCUGUGGGAGUGACUUGGGUGUGGAGAAGGAGCCCAGAAACACAGAUGGAGCUUUCUUCUUCUGGGAAUCCAAGUGGGAAUGUGGGAGAGAGGAAAAAGGGGAGGAGUUCCCUUCCUCCCCAGCAUAGUUCCCCGCUGGCAAGUUCUCAUCAGACUAGCUGCAGAGGCUGGACUAACACAGAGGGAACACACUUCUACAGAUUACUGAGCAAGAGUUGGUGCUAAGCUGGGUGCAGUGGGGUGCACUUGUAGUCCCAGCUACUUGGGAGGCUGAGGUGGGAGGAGGAUCACUAGAGGCCAGAAAUUUGAGGCCAUGGUGUGUCAUGAUUGUGUCUGUGAAUAGCCACUGUACUCUGGCCUGGACAAUAUAGGAAGAACCUGUAAAAACAACCUAAAAAACUAAAACAUAAAAUUUAAAAAUAAGAACUGUGUGCUAGCCACUUGUACGCAUGGGAAAACAGAGUGCCCGAUUGUUGUGUUUUAAAGCAGGACACAGAAAUCAUCCAAAGGCUGUAGAUUAAGUGUGGUAGGAGAUCAAAGAGAGUCUGCCUGUGUAAGGGAGUCUGCCUGUGCAUUGAUUUUGGAAAUGAACUUAGUACAAAUCAUUGUCAACUGGGGCAAGUUACUUGUCUGAGCUUCAGUUUUUCUACCUGGAAGAUUGGAGGAAUCCUUUUCUCACGGGGUGUCAGAAGUCUUAAAGAGAUAUGUAUGUGACAGCAUGAUGGCAUACCUAGAGAGGUGCUGGAAAGUCUAGGCCCCUUUGAAUUCAGAGCCAGCGAGGAGGGGUGUCCUUAGGGAAGCCUCCCAAGUCUAGGACUUGGAGCUGGGCUGAAAAAAUAAGUGAAAUUUGGGAGGGAGAAAAGGAGGCUUAUAAAUAGGGUGAAUGGCAAGUGUAAAGACUUAUACUUUCUUUAUUUUAUGAACUUUAUUUCAUAAUUUAGCUAGCAGGAGACAGGGCCAUGUGUUGCUAGGUUUUCCUAGCUCAGAGAGAGGACUCACCCUGUUCUUGAAAGUACCCAGAUGCCAGUCCUGCAUUUUACUUUUCUCCAUUCCAACCAGUGUGGUUCCAAGGACAAUUUAACAUGAAUAUUUCAAAUUUAAUAUGUCCCAGGUAUAGUGCUAAGUAACCUCUCAAACAGUCAUCCACCCUCACUCUUCUCUCUUCUGUAAGUCACGGUUUCUCAACCUUGGUGCCAUUGACAUUUUGGGCCAGGUGAUCAUUUGUUUGGCGGGGGAGGGAUAUUGUGUGCAUUGCAGGAUGUUUAACAGCAUCCCUGGCUUCUACCCAUUGUAGACUUUUAGUAGCAACCCCAGUAGAGACAAUCAAAUAUGUCUCCAGAAAGUUCCAGAUGUCCCCUAGGGGUCAGAAUUGCCCUUGGUUGAGAACCACUGUAGUAAAUGGUCCCAUCACUUACCAGCUGCUCAAGCCAGGGCUUGAGGUGUCAUCUUUGAAUCCUGCUUUUCAACAUUCCUUCAUUCCAAUAGCAAGCACUUCUGUUUGGGCCUCCCCAGUAGAUACGAAAUCCAAGCACUUCUCAUUCUCUCAUAGACAAGGUCACUUUCACUCAGAGACCUGCAAUAGUCUCCCAACCGAUCUCCAUAGUUUCACUGUUGCCUGCUUCCAGUCUAUCGUCCAUACAGCCCAAGAGUGGCGUCAAAAUAGAAACGGCAGCAUGUCACUCUCCUGCUUUAAGUGCAUUUCAAUGGCUUCCCCUUGCACGAAGAAUAACAUCCAGACUGCUCGCCAAGGCUUAGAAGAGCUGCGUGCUCUGGUCUGCUUCCUCCCCUCUCUCACCUGUACCUCCUUCGGUUGCUCACCUGGCCACAGCUGCACCUUCUGGCUCCUUGAACGCAGCAAACUCUUUCCUGCCUAGGGGAGUGUGUCCAUGGCAUCCCCUUGCCCGGGAAGGCCCUUCUCCCCGCUCUGUACACGACGAGCUCUCAUUUUUCAGUACUCCACUUACAUGGAGCACUUCCAUAGAGACUUUCCCUGAUUCACCUGUCGCAUGGAGCCACCCCCUUCAAAAUCUGAGUCCUUUGUUUUUUUCCUUCCAUAACUCCUAUCCUAGUUAGUAAUUGGCUUUCUUCUUAAUCAAAUUGCUGGCCUCCAUGAGGCCUGCUUGACUGCUUUUUAAGUAUCACCCCUGCCAGGCAAAAGAUAGGUGCUCAGUAAAUAUUCAUUUAUUUGACUAAAUAAGCAAAUUAAACACUUCGUGCUUCUAGAGGAAGAGGGAUACCAUUUCUCUAUUUUAAAACUUUAAAACUGGUAGCAGCAGACCUCGGUAUUAGUCUUCCAAUAAAAUCAGUAGUAUACCAGUUUUCUUCUUUGAUUUUCUCAGGAUAGUUAGCACACUGCCUACUAAAGAGUGGAUGCCCAAGAAAUCAUUGUUGAAUGGAUGACUAGCACAUUCUUAUGUAAUAUUUUAUUAAAUGAGUGAAACACUAUAAAUGAUUGAAAUAAACAGCUUUUAAGCCAAGUUGUUGAAAUCCCAAGAUCUAUCCUUUGACCUUCUCAAACCUUCUGGAAGGGAAGGUUUGAUCCUCCUCUUCCAGUCCCAAGUCUAGACACUUGAUGCUAUUUCCAGUCAUUAUUUUUUACUACUGUAGCUUGUAGAAGUAACUGGAAUGCACAGAGGACACACUGCCUGGCCCAUGGCAGAAAUUCAGUAAAUGUUUGCUGAUUUGAAUUGGAUCAAGGCACUUAAGGAAAAGAAGAGAAUUAGGCAGGUGGAUAUAUAGAGGAGCAUAUUCAGGUUUCAUCUUGAAAAUGAAUCAGUCAUUCAACAGGUCUUGAUUAGAGAAAGACUAAUUUCAUAGCCUCAGAAUUGGCUGUCAGCUGGGAGAGAUGAAGACUUUGGAGAACAGGAUAGCAUGUAAUGUGCUAAACAGCAUGGCGCAGUUUUGAAUAUCUCUUGAGUUGCUUUAAAGUAGUACUGGGGCUUCCUCCCUUCCCCCUUUUCUGGACCAGACUCUCAGCUGUAAGAAGCAUGGAGAAGUAAUGAAGAUUUUUUACAUUCUCAGACUGCUUUCUGGGAAUCCUGCAAAGUCCCUACUUCUUCUCUGAUUACCCUUCCCAUGGCUGAGUUCAAGAGCAUUUUACAAACCUGGACUUUGAAUCUGGGAAAAUGCUUUAUGACCAUUUUUUUAUGAUCUCAGAGAAACCCUCUAAGGCAAGUUAUUUCCCUAUCUUUGCCAAAGGGGAAAAACCAAGGGCCUGGUAAACUUCCCAGGAUCUCCCAGUCUCGGAUGCUUGCCUGUGGGCGGCUCUCAUGCACCCAGCCGCGUGCUGUCUCUUCCAUUAGAGGUGCUUUGGCUGCUCCAGGAAGGGCCUGUCAGCAACCUCAGCCCACGUUUUCAUGGACUUCAUGGUCUUCCUCAGGAAGGAGAAAGGCCAAAUUCAGAGAACCAUAUGCCAUUAGAGCCGCAAGUUUUCAAUGCAGAGUUCCAAUCCAAACCAAUCCUUUUAUACUUGGGCCAGUUGACAUCCAGGGAGGGAAAGUGAUGUGCUUGAGUCACAGCCCAAAGUCUGUGACUUCCAGCCCAGUGCAUUUUUUAUCCCAACAUAGUUGUCUCUUGUUAGAAGAGUAUCCUCAGCAACCAUGAGUUUUCAUUCUUAGAGGCGGGAUACUACAGUGAGCGGAGUAAGGGCUUUUUGACAUGAGAGGUAGUUGGGGCAAUGGUUAGAGCAAAGCCUCUGGAGCCAGCCUGCCUUGAUUCCUGUUCCAGCCCACCUGUUCACUGUAUGGCCUUGCUUGACCUAUCUGGGCCUCAGUUUUACUCAUCUGUGAAGUGGGGGGUAAUCAUAGUCCAUCCCCACUGGGGUAUGCAGAGGAUUAAAUGAGCGAGUAUAUGUUAAGGGAUCAGAACAAUACCUGGCGCAGCACAAGGAGUAUGUAAAUGCUGCAAGAGCAUGUUACUGUGUGAAUUCCAACUGCUGCUCACUGACUGCGUGACUCUGGGCAAGUGAUUUGAAUUGCUGACCCUCCAGUUCCUCCUUCUGUAAGAAUAAAUCUGCCUUAGCAGAAUUGUCGAAUAGAUUAGAGAUCAUGUGCACCAGGUGUCUGCCUGAAUAGUAGGCCCUGAGGAAAUGAUCACAUCUUCUACUGCCUCCCGAGGUGUGAGGCAGCUAGCACAGCACCUGACCAGUGCUUAAUAGUUGUUCCUUUCUCUUUCUGUUUUUAAAAGAGAGGACUAUUAGGGCUGGAUCUGCAGUCACUUCCAGGGAAGACCUGCAGCUUCCAUGGCUUAUUCACUUAAAGAGAAUUAUUACUUGCAUUUUUUUAUUUGUUGGCAUUUACUGGACACUUCCUAGGUGGCAAGCACUGUUCUGUGCCCUUAUGUGUAUUAUAUCAUUUAUCUGCACAACAGCCCGGUGACAUAAGUACUAUUAUUGUCCUCGUUCAAUAGAUAAGUAAACUGCAUCUUAGAAGGUAACUCACCUAGAGUUACAUAGUUAGUGAGAAGGAAAGCCACAAUUUUGAACGCAGAUCAAUCUGGCUUGAAAAAUCUAUACCCUUCACCACUUAUUAAGUGAAAGUGUGCCAGGUCCUGGUUGCAGAAGCGUCCUGCCAGGGUGACAUCGUUCACUCUGAGGACACCAGAGGAGGAUGGAGCACCUUCCCAGGUUAACCAUUUACCACCUCACCAGCUGCCAAAUGACAGGAGGGCAAGGCAACAGAACUGUGUCCCGCAACCCCUCCCUUUCUCUACGCACCCUGCCCUGCGUGCUGCAUGCACCAAUCGCCGAGGCCUCUGAGCAGGUCGAGCCCGCCAAGUUCCUUUCCUUUCCUGGCCCAGGUGUGGCACCCAUGCGGAGCACACGCUAGCAUGGCAGGAAGAAGCCGUACCUGAGAGCUGUUUGGAGGAGCACCUUCAUCUGCAGAUGAGAGAGACCCCAUCCUGUUGCUGGUGGUGAAUACCCACGCUAGCAGAGUUGGGGUGCUGUAGAGUUCUUUCCUCCCUGACAAAGAGUUUUGAGUGAGAACAUCUGUGACUGGUCACCUUUCUUGAGCUAGAUCUACACGGACUGGGCCAAUCAUUAUCUAGCCAAAUCCGGCCACAAGCGUCUCAUCAAGGAUCUCCAGCAAGAUGUGACGGAUGGCGUCCUCCUGGCCCAGAUCAUCCAGGUUGUGGCAAAUGAAAAGAUUGAAGACAUCAAUGGCUGUCCGAAGAACAGGUCGCAAAUGAUUGAAAACAUAGAUGCCUGCUUGAAUUUCCUGGCAGCUAAGGGAAUAAACAUCCAGGGGCUGUCUGCAGAAGAGAUCAGGAAUGGAAACCUCAAGGCCAUUCUAGGCCUCUUCUUCAGCCUCUCCCGAUACAAGCAACAGCAGCAGCAGCCCCAGAAGCAGCACCUCUCCUCGCCUCUGCCGCCGGCCGUGUCCCAGGUGGCCGGGGCCCCCUCCCAGUGCCAGGCUGGCACUCCUCAGCCACAGGUGCCAGCCCCUCCCCAAGCCCCGUGCCUGCCUCACCAGCCAGCGCCACAUCCGCAGUCCAAAGCACAGGCGGAAAUGCAGUCCAGUGCACCAUCCAAGGACUCAUCUCAAAGCAAAAUCAUCCGCUUCACUCUGGGUCAGAGAAAGAUCUCUAGACUUCCAGGCCCUACCACAAGAGUAUCCACUGUGGGCAACGAGGCCAAAACACGAGGAGGGUCAGCCGCUGCCAACAACCGACGCAGCCAGAGCUUUAACAACUAUGAUAAGUCCAAGCCAGUCACCUCUCCGCCCCCACUGCCAAGCAGCCACGAGAAAGAGUCAUUGGCGAGCUCAGCCUCCUCCCACCCCGGAAUGAGCGAAAAUGCACCUGCUUCCUUGGAGAGCGGCAGCAGCCCCACCCCCGCUAACUGCAGCACGUCCUCGGCCAUCCCCCAGCCCGGCUCGGCCUCCAAGCCCUGGCGCAGCAAGUCCCUCAGCGUGAAGCACAGUGCCACGGCGUCCAUGCUCUCGGUCAAGCCGCCCGGGACCGAGGCCCCCAGGCUCACGCCCGAAGCCAUGAAGCCAGCCCCCAACAAUCAGAAGUCCAUGCUGGAAAAACUAAAACUUUUCAACAGUAAAGGGGGCUCCAAGGCGGGCGAGGGCCCGGGGUCCCGGGACACGAGCUGCGAGCGGCUGGAGAUCCUGCCCAGCUUCGAGGAGAGCGAGGAGCUGGAGGCCGCCAGCCGCGCGCUCUCCACGCCGGGCCCCGCUUCCAGUAGCCCCAAGAUCGCACUCAAGGGCAUCGCCCAGAGGACCUUUAGCCGGGCGCUGACCAACAAGAAGAGUUCUCCGAAAGGCAACGAGAAGGAGAAGGAGAAACAACAGCGGGAGAAGGAGAAGGAGAAAAGCAAGGACCUCACCAAGAGAGCGUCGGUGACAGAGAGACCCGACCUCAAGGAGGAGCCAAAAGAAGACCCCAGCGGGGCCGCCGUGACCGAGAUGCCAAAAAAGUCCUCCAAGAUCGCCAGCUUCAUCCCCAAAGGCGGGAAGCUCAACAGUGCCAAGAAGGAGGCCACGGCCCCCUGCCACAGUGGGAUACCAAAACCGGGGAUGAAGAGCGCGCCCGGGAAAGCCCCAAGUGCCCCAGCACCUUCCAAGGAUGGGGAGCGGAGCCGGAGCGGGAAGCCGAGCUCGGGGCUCCCCCAGCAGAAGCCCCAGCUGGACGGCAGACACUCCAGCUCCUCCUCCAGCCUGGCAUCCUCGGAAGGAAAAGGCCCAGGAGGGACCACCCUGAACCACAGCAUCAGCAGCCAGACCGUCAGCGGGUCCGUGGGGACCACCCAGACCACAGGAAGCAACACCGUCAGUGUUCAGCUACCUCAGCCCCAGCAGCAAUACAACCAUCCCAACACUGCCACGGUCGCACCUUUCCUGUACAGGUCCCAGACGGACACGGAAGGGAACGUUACUGCCGAGUCCAGCUCAGCGGGUGUGAGCAUGGAGCCCAGCCACUACACCAAGAGUGGACAGCCUGCUCUGGAGGAACUCACAGGGGAAGAUCCCGAGGCUCGGCGCCUGCGGACAGUGAAGAACAUCGCUGAUCUGCGGCAGAACUUGGAGGAAACCAUGUCUAGUUUACGGGGAACUCAGGUUACACACAGCACAUUGGAAACCACAUUUGACACUAACGUCACCACGGAGAUAAGUGGCCGUAGCAUCCUCAGCCUGACGGGGAGGCCCACCCCUCUGUCCUGGCGACUGGGCCAGGCCAGCCCUCGGCUUCAAGCAGGAGAUGCCCCCUCCAUGGGCAACGGGUACCCGCCUCGCGCCAACGCCAGCAGGUUCAUCAACACCGAGUCCGGUCGGUACGUGUACUCGGCCCCUCUGAGAAGGCAGCUGGCCUCCAGGGGCAGCAGCAUCUGCCACGUGGAGGUCUCAGACAAGGCAGGAGAGGAGAUGGACCUGGAGGGCAUCAGCAUGGACGCCCCCGGCUACAUGAGCGAUGGGGACGUUCUGAGCAAGAACAUCCGGACAGAUGACAUUACCAGUGGGUACAUGACCGACGGUGGACUUGGCCUCUACACCCGUCGCCUGAACCGUCUCCCUGAUGGGAUGGCUGUGGUGCGGGAGACCUUGCAACGAAAUACCUCCCUGGGCCUCGGAGACGCUGACAGCUGGGAUGACAGCAGCUCCGUGAGCAGCGGCAUCAGCGACACCAUAGACAACCUCAGCACUGAUGACAUCAACACCAGCUCCUCCAUCAGCUCCUACGCCAACACACCUGCCUCCUCCCGCAAAAACCUGGACGCGCAGACCGACGCUGAGAAACACUCGCAGGUGGAGAGGACUCCCCUGUGGUCCGGCGAUGAUGUCAAGAAAUCAGACGGAGGCUCGGACAGCGGCGUAAAGAUGGAGCCGGGCUCCAAGUGGAGGCGGAACCCUUCCGACGUGUCCGACGAGUCCGACAAAAGCACGUCGGGCAAGAAGAACCCCGUCAUCUCACAGACGGGCUCGUGGCGGCGAGGCAUGACAGCUCAGGUGGGCAUCACCAUGCCGAGGACGAAGCCGUCCGCCCCAGCAGGUGCUCUGAAGACCCCCGGAACCGGAAAAACAGACGAUGCAAAGGUGUCUGAGAAAGGAAGGCUUUCUCCCAAAGCCUCCCAGGUGAAGCGCUCCCCAUCUGAUGCUGGCCGCAGCAGUGGUGAUGAAUCCAAAAAGCCCCUCCCUGGCAGUUCGAGGACACCCUCUGCCAAUGCCAACAGCUUUGGGUUCAAGAAGCAGAGUGGCUCGGCCGCCGGUCUGGCCAUGAUCACAGCCAGCGGGGCCACUGUCACCAGCAGGUCAGCCACACUGGGCAAAAUCCCAAAGUCGUCUGCGCUCGUCGGUAGGUCUGCUGGCCGGAAGUCGAGCAUGGAUGGGGUUCAGAAUCAGGACGACGGGUACCUGUCUCUCAGCUCCCGGACAAACCUGCAGUACCGGAGUUUGCCGAGGCCCAGUAAGUCCAACAGCCGGAAUGGGGCUGGGAACAGGUCUAGUACCAGCAGCAUAGAUUCCAACAUCAGCAGCAAGUCCGCAGGCCUGCCGGUGCCUAAGCUGAGGGAGCCUUCCAAGACAGCCCUGGGCAGCUCGCUGCCAGGUCUGGUCAACCAGACAGACAAGGAGAAAGGCAUCUCAUCGGACAGCGAGAGUGUGGCUUCCUGUAACUCGGUGAAAGUGAACCCUGCAGCCCCGCCUGUGUCCAGCCCGGCUCAGGCCACUCUCCAGCCUGGGGCCAAGUACCCAGACGUGGCCUCUCCCACGCUUCGCAGACUCUUUGGUGGGAAGCCUACCAAGCAAGUGCCCAUCGCCACAGCUGAAAACAUGAAAAACUCAGUGGUCAUCUCCAAUCCUCAUGCCACCAUGACCCAGCAAGGUAACCUAGACUCCCCGUCAGGCAGUGGCGUCCUGAGCAGUGGGAGCAGCAGCCCUCUCUACAGUAAGAACGUGGACCUCAACCAGUCUCCUCUAGCCUCCAGCCCCAGCUCAGCCCACUCGGGCCCCUCCAACAGCCUCACCUGGGGCACCAACGCCAGCAGCUCCUCGGCCGUUAGCAAGGACGGCCUGGGCUUCCAGUCCGUUAGCAGCCUCCACACCAGCUGCGAGUCCAUUGACAUCUCCCUGGGCAGUGGAGGGGGACUGAGCCACAAUUCCUCCACUGGCCUGAUCGCCUCUGCUAAGGACGACUCCCUGACUCCCUUUGUCAGAACCAACAGUGUGAAGACCACACUGUCAGAAAGCCCUCUCUCUUCCCCUGCUGCUAGCCCUAAGUUCUGCAGAAGUACUCUGCCCAGGAAACAGGACAGUGACCCGCACCUUGAUAGGAACACUUUGCCUAAGAAAGGACUCAGGUAUACUCCCACCUCCCAGCUUCGCACGCAAGAAGAUGCAAAAGAAUGGUUACGGUCCCACUCUGCAGGAGGCCUGCAGGACACGGCUGCAAAUUCCCCUUUUUCCUCUGGCUCCAGUGUAACUUCUCCCUCUGGAACAAGGUUCAACUUUUCCCAGCUUGCGAGUCCCACCACUGUCACCCAGAUGAGCUUGUCCAACCCGGCCAUGCUGAGGACCCACAGCCUGUCCAAUGCCGACGGGCAGUAUGAUCCGUACACGGACAGCCGCUUCCGGAAUAGCUCCAUGUCCCUGGAUGAGAAGAGCAGAACCAUGAGCCGUUCGGGCUCGUUCCGGGAUGGGUUUGAAGAAGUUCACGGAUCCUCGCUCUCCUUGGUUUCCAGCACAUCGUCAAUUUAUUCUACACCAGAAGAAAAAUGCCAGUCAGAGAUUCGUAAACUGCGGCGGGAACUAGAUGCCUCCCAGGAGAAGGUUUCAGCUCUGACCACCCAGCUGACAGCAAAUGCUCACCUUGUGGCAGCCUUUGAACAGAGUCUUGGAAACAUGACGAUCAGGCUCCAGAGUUUGACCAUGACAGCUGAGCAGAAGGAUUCAGAACUGAAUGAGUUAAGAAAAACCAUCGAGCUGCUGAAGAAACAGAACGCAGCUGCCCAGGCUGCUAUAAAUGGAGUAAUUAACACACCGGAGCUCAACUGCAAAGGAAACGGCCCCGCGCAGUCCACAGACCUGCGCAUCCGCCGGCAGCACUCUUCUGACAGCGUCUCCAGCAUCAACAGCGCCACCAGCCACUCCAGCGUGGGCAGCAACAUAGAGAGCGACUCAAAGAAAAAGAAGAGGAAGAACUGGGUAAAUGAGUUACGCAGCUCCUUCAAGCAAGCUUUUGGGAAGAAGAAGUCCCCCAAGUCAGCAUCCUCUCACUCAGACAUCGAGGAGAUGACGGAUUCUUCUCUGCCUUCCUCGCCAAAGUUACCGCACAACGGGUCCACAGGUUCCACCCCGCUGCUGAGGAAUUCUCACUCCAACUCUCUGAUCUCAGAGUGCAUGGACAGCGAAGCCGAGACCGUCAUGCAGCUCCGAAAUGAGCUGAGAGACAAGGAGAUGAAGCUGACAGACAUCCGCCUAGAAGCCCUCAGCUCUGCCCACCAGCUCGACCAGCUCCGGGAGGCCAUGAACAGGAUGCAGAGUGAAAUAGAGAAGCUGAAAGCUGAGAAUGACCGGCUGAAGUCGGAGUCUCAAGGCAGUGGCUGCAGCCGGGCCCCCUCCCAGGUGUCCAUCUCUGCCUCCCCGAGGCAGUCCCUGGGCCUCUCCCAGCACAGCCUGAACCUCACUGAGUCAACCAGCCUGGACAUGUUGCUGGAUGACACUGGUGAAUGCUCGGCUCGGAAGGAAGGAGGCAGGCAUGUUAAGAUAGUUGUCAGCUUUCAGGAGGAAAUGAAGUGGAAGGAGGAUUCCAGACCACACGUCUUUCUCAUUGGCUGCAUUGGAGUUAGUGGCAAGACAAAAUGGGAUGUGCUCGAUGGGGUGGUCAGACGGCUGUUCAAGGAAUACAUUAUUCACGUCGACCCGGUGAGUCAGCUGGGGCUGAAUUCAGACAGCGUCCUCGGCUACAGCAUCGGGGAGAUCAGGCGCAGCCCCACUUCCGAAACCCCCGAGCUGCUCCCCUGCGGCUACCUGGUGGGCGAGAACACGACCAUCUCCGUGACGGUCAAAGGGCUCCCGGAGAACAGCCUGGACUCGCUGGUGUUCGAGUCCCUGAUCCCAAAGCCGAUCCUGCAGCGCUACGUCUCCCUGCUGGUGGAGCACCGGCGGAUCAUCCUCUCCGGCCCCAGCGGCACCGGGAAGACCUACCUGGCAAACCGACUGUCGGAGUACAUGGUGCUUCGAGAGGGACGGGAGUUGACAGACGGGGUCAUCGCCACUUUUAACGUGGACCAUAAGUCCAGCAAGGAACUGCGCCAGUACCUGUCCAACCUUGCCGACCAGUGCAACAGCGAGAACAACGCCGUGGACAUGCCCCUGGUCAUCAUCUUGGACAACCUGCACCAUGUCAGCUCUCUGGGCGAGAUCUUCAACGGGCUGCUCAACUGCAAGUACCAUAAAUGCCCUUACAUAAUCGGCACAAUGAACCAGGCUACCUCUUCUACCCCCAACCUGCAGCUUCAUCAUAACUUCAGGUGGGUGCUGUGUGCCAACCACACGGAGCCCGUGAAGGGUUUCCUGGGCCGGUUCCUGAGGAGGAAGCUCAUGGAGACGGAGAUCAGUGGGCGUGUGCGCAACGUGGAGCUGGUGAAGAUCAUCGACUGGAUCCCCAAGGUGUGGCAUCACCUCAACCGCUUCCUGGAGGCUCACAGCUCCUCCGACGUCACCAUCGGCCCCCGGCUCUUCCUGUCGUGCCCCAUCGACGUGGACGGCUCGAGAGUGUGGUUCACUGACCUGUGGAACUACUCCAUCAUCCCCUAUCUCCUAGAAGCCGUCAGGGAAGGGCUCCAGCUCUAUGGAAGGCGCACCCCCUGGGAGGAUCCUGCCAAGUGGGUGAUGGACACGUACCCAUGGGCAGCCACCCCACAGCAGCACGAGUGGCCUCCCCUGCUGCAGCUGCGGCCCGAGGAUGUCGGCUUCGAUGGCUACUCCAUGCCUCGGGAGGGGUCGACUAGCAAGCAGGUGCCCCCCAGUGACGCUGAAGGAGACCCGCUGAUGAACAUGCUGAUGAGGCUGCAGGAGGCGGCCAACUACUCCAGCCCCCAGAGCUACGACAGCGACUCCAACAGCAACAGCCACCACGACGACAUCCUGGACUCGUCCCUGGAGUCCACUCUGUGACAGGAGCCCGGCCGCAGAGCCUGCCCCUCCCCCCGCACCCGCCACGCCACGCUGAAGAUGACUUCCUGAGCCAGCCCCCGGCCGCAGCCUCAGCGCUGCAGGAAUACCAAGACCCCUCGUCCUCCAGCCUCGACCUGGGUGCGGGCGUCCCGGGCCAGCCGCCUGGGGACCGCGUCCCCACAGUGAGAACUGCACUACCUUCUGUUUUACUUUUAAUUAUUGGUAUUUUUUUUUUUUUUGCCUUGUUGCUGUGACCUCCCUAAGACACUGAAGAUACUUCUCGGGAAAGGAUCAUCACCGUUGAAAUGAAAAGGAAAAAAAAAUUUUAAAAAUAGAACCCACAUGAAGCUCUGAAACCAAACGGCACCCUGCCACCACGAGCCGCCCAGUGACGGGAGAGACUGGAGCCACGUUGGAGACGCAGACGGCUCGGCUUCCCCUCACGCGGACCCGGCCGGGUCUCCCAGCCUCGCCAACCCGCCCUCGCGGCCGCAGAGGGAACUGGUGCUAACCACGGCGCCGGCCUUGGUCCCACUCCACACACCACAGAGCUGCGACGCAGGGAAACCUGAGGAGCAAACAAAUCGUGCUUUAGUGUUUUCUUACAUGGUGCUCUCCUUACCCGAGAGGUAUUUUUGCCUGUGCUAAUUCGAACGCCCCUUCAGGCCCGUCCGCCCCCAGUGGACCCGUGAGCGCGCGUGAGCAGUGCGAGCGUGAGCGCGUGGGUGUGGCUAGCAAAGCAGAACAGCAUGUAUCUCUUCCCUUAUUAUACAGAAAGGAAUCAGGUGUUUUUUCUGCAAACACUGUGUAUAGUGAGAAUUGUUCUACUUUGGAGAACUGAUUAUCACAAUGAGGUUGAGUUUCUUCUCUCUUUCUGAUGCAUUGAUAGUUUUUUUUGUUUUUCUUUUUUGGAAGAUUUUUCUCCUUCCACCACCCUCGGUCAGAAUCAAUCCUUUGGCGAAAGCAAGAACCACAGGAGCUGAGUUUUGGUUUGGUCCUGCUCCGUUUUGGUUUUCAGUUGUCCAUCCUCACAGCCCUACACACUCGCCUCCUGCUGCCGGGGCUGGGGGUAUUCGUGUCCUUCACCAGGGUGAGGGCCCCGUCCUCCACAUGUGGGUGAGCCAUGGACCUUGCCUUUCCUCCUCGUCCUUGAGGGUUGAGCAGACACGCCGACCCCUCCUCAGGCGUCCCAGCCCCGACUCCAGGUGGGUGGCGAGGUCACCUCACAACAGACUUGCACUUUCCUCAGAACCAACGUGACGCAGCUCAGCAGGGGUGGGGUGGCUGCUCCCCACCCCACCCCCCACCCCCAGAAGCCCCAUCUGGACGAGCCUUGCCUGACCUCUUUGGUGCUGACCUUCCCAAAGUGAUGCCUUACUGGUUUUGUACUAACCGUGUUCAUGUACAUGAGUGUCGUGCCUGCCUGAGGUUAGUUUUCCUUUUUUUGUUGUUUUUGUUUUUGUUUUCCCCAUCGAAACAAACAGGGCUAAAAAGUCAUCUACUCAUUAGCAGAACUCAAGUUGCUGUGACUUUUCUCAUCCAAGAGACUCAUCGGUGUUGGGUGCGUGACCAUGGGAAAAAGAAAAAGAAAACAAAUAUCCAUUUUCAGGUUCUUAUCAGUCUCCAACUAACAACCUGACUGGACGAUGAUCUUUCUCCUGCAGGAAAAGGCAAAAGUUCCUACUAGCCUACACGGUACUGCUGGCACUUGCCCUAAGAGAAACCCAGUCUGCUGUGCUUUCAACAUACUGGUAUUUUCUUUAAAAAUAUGGUAAAUCUUUUGAGUUGUUCAUUUCUGUUGUAUAAAGAGAAUCUUUAUCGGACCCCAGUGAGGGUGUCUCUGUUUUUUCAGGGUUUUUAUUCCAUCUUUUUGCAUUUCUAUUUCUGAAGGUUUGUCUCUUGGCAUUUUUUCCCCUUGUUUUCUUACCAUAAGAGCUUGACCCGAAACUGCUCAUGUCACAUUGGAUGGCACCAUGUCCCUCUUCUUCACAAGGAAGGGGGAGAUGUGUCCCCCUAACUGGCGAAUGGAAAACCUUUCCACACUAUCCCCACUUUCAUCUCAGUAAACUCAGACUAUUCUGCUUAGCCUUCAUUAGUCAUCUGGGUGUGAGUGUGUCUUGUUCUGGUUUUGUUUUUAAUAAUAAAAUGUUUAAACCAUAUAUUUAGCCUGCGACCAGGGCCAAACCCUGAGACUUCUGAGAAACCUGAAGGGUGGCCCUUGUCAAUUUGUCUCCCAGCAAUGACCUUACGCUCUAGUACUGUGAAUUUGAGAGGAGGUGACAUUGACGAUUCCUCGUGGGCAGUUUUUCCCAGUCACCUUGUGAGUAGACACCUGCCAAGAUCGUUUGAAACCUCUUGUAUUUUUUCCAUGGCAUCCUCUCUUCUCCCCUCUCCCACGGACUUCCCUCCCACUGGGUCCAGGCUCAGAACCAAGACCUCGGUACCUGGCACAGCCUGGUUGGUGAAUGGUGAUUUCAAGUAGUGUAGCCCUCGUGAGACUCACCACUCAGUGUCCUUCCUAAAGUUUCGGGAAGCAGGGUUGUCUAAUAUGCACAUUUCUUACUUUGGUCAUGUUUUUACGUUAGUGUCACUCACGUUUGACAAAGUGACUUUGUACUCACUUAGGGCUUUGUCUGAAAUGCUUCCAUUUUGCCUUUUUCUACAGUUAGGCUAAUUUUGAAAUGUAUGAAAUUCUAUGCAACAUUUAUGUUGAGUUAACGAUGGAAGCCAAACAUUUUCUUCCCAAACUGCCAAGAAUUAUCCAGGCCAUACAUGAGAUGGGAAUACCUUUUAAUUUUAGGUUGGUUGGGGGUGGGGUGGGACAAAGAACAAGACUUGCCUAGACCUUUGCUGUACCUUGGGGACUUUCUUAUUUUAUUAAUUCUUGAACUUCAAAAUUCCGUGUAUUCAAAUUUGUGGCGAUUCUACUUCAAAAGGAAAAAAUAAUCCAACUUUGUGGAUAUUCCAUGGAAGGUUUGCUGUUUUGAUCUAGUUGUUUCCGGUGGAGCGGUUUAUGAAAUAUGUUCUAUAAGAUGUACAUUUUUUCAUUGUAACAUAGAAAUUGUAAAUAAUUGAUUAAAGUGCUGCAUUUUGAUGAAUUUUUUCUAGCCAUUUUUAAAGAGAAAACUAGGAAUUGAGUAUUUUGUGUACGGUAUGUUUCCAUCCUCCCUCCCCCCUCCUCCUUCCCGCCCUCCCUAUUUAAUUUUCAUCUGUCAUGAGGUUUUUGGAUUUGCCAAUGAUCUGCUGGACAUCAUGCCCCAUGUCAUAGAGAAUAAAGCUGAUGAUUGUACCAGUCUUAAAUUAUUCAUGAUUCAAUAAAAUUGAUGCUUAUUUAUUCAGA
Molecule: messenger RNA, 20196 nt
Organism: Microcebus murinus (gray mouse lemur)
Lineage: Eukaryota; Metazoa; Chordata; Mammalia; Primates; Cheirogaleidae
Source: RefSeq, a predicted model, not a curated record